UCUGCAAAUUGAAGCAAUCUGCGUUCAGAAACUUUGGUGUUCUAAAUAGUCCAAGAUAUCAGAACCUCAUCAGUCACAACUGACAGCUUUGAAAGAGGACAUCUUUGAUCCUUCAAGCGAGGCUUCAGUGUCCCUUGAUGUUCACUCUUAAUUUUUGAGCGUUGCACUGUCACUUUUGUUAUCCAAAUACAAUUAUUGUUAUAAAUCAUAAUUGCAUUUUGUGUACAGAUAAGUGAAACAGAUAAAGAUGUAAAGAUGGCCUUAUGAUACAAAGGAUUUCUUACUUUACUUGUAUCAAAAUCACAUGUUCUCUUUCAGCCUUGAAACUGAGACUUCCAGUUGAAUAGUGUGAAAACAGUGACAUUUUCAGGCAGGCAGCACCACUAUUUUUAUUACCGUUUUGUAUAACAAAGUUUUAACCAGAUGAUUGUAAACAGUUAAAUUUUGUUCAUAGCACAGGCUUCAUGGACAUUUCCAGAUUCUCUUUGAGUCUUGUUUUCUGAAUCUGAAGUUUUAUUAUGCGUGUUUAAAUACAGUGCAAUUGAAACCUUAUUGUAAAACCUGAUUUGGGAUAAUCUCAAAUGGAUACUACGUCUUCAGUAGUUUCAUUAAGAUGGAUAAAAUGACAACUAUCAGUCUUGGUGUAUAUUCUUUGUGAAUAAUUAAUUUUUUCUGAGCAGAAUUCAUUUACAGUUUCUUUUAUUAUUAUUAUUUGCAUAGAAAUGUAGAAACAAAACCAAGAAAGUACACUUGUAAAUAUCUUUGAAAUUGGGCUAUUAGGAAUCAGCUUGUUCUUGGAAGCCUGUGUCUCUGCUCUUCUGCUCAGUUGCCUUAAAUUACUCCUAUUCAGCAAGGUUAAACUACUUAGAAGCUGAAAUCCCUACUUCAGAGUAUGGGAUAGACCUUUAUAAUAUGCUGUCCAACUAGGUAAAGCCUUUGCGAAGGGUGAGGGGAAAAAAAAAAGUCUCACUUCUGUUAUUGCUAGGCCUGAAAAUAAAGAUAUAAGACUGAAUGCUUAUUUGGUGCUUUACUGAUGUCACAAACCAUCUCCUUUGCCACCUCCUAUUUGUGAGCAAAGCUGUAAAUUACACAUGCUGUCAGUUUAAAGCUGAAGUUUUGCAGCAUCUUGUCUGUUUUAGUCUCUCAAGUUCAUCUGUGCUUUCCUGGGAAUUUAAUCCAUUUUCUAAAUAUUAAUCAAAAUUUUAGUUUUGGUUGCUAAAGUUGCAACGUGUCCCGCUCAUUUAACAAAUUAGUUUCCGAUGCUUGAGUUUCAAACUGAAAUUAAAAAAAAAAAAAAAAAAAGUUUUAAAUAAAAAUUCCAGUAGUAUUUGCAGCUUCAAGAUCAUGCUUUCUCAUCAAUUUUUAACCAGAAGGUGUUCGUUCAUCAGUACAACAAAAUACUUGUCUAUUUUGAGCUUAUUUCAACUCUGUAGAAAAUGGUUUUGGAUUUUUAUAAACCAGUUUUUAGUAUUUCCAGAGCUUUAGUAAUUUUUGCAAUGGUGCAGGAUGUAUCAUGUCAAGCAUCUUGUAGAUCCUUGGAAUUGUGAAAUAGGAAUUGUGACGUAGGCAUUCAUGCUAUAUUUCAUCCCAUCAUGUUUGGCUCUAGGUUCUCAUAAAAAGGUUGUCAUAACGAAGCAGCCAUCUUUGUGUCAAAUUUCCAUCACUUCUCUUUUGUUUUCCUGUUAUACUAAUGUAUUUCUGUGGUAGAGAGGGUCAGAAGCACAUAACAGUAGCGUUACCAUUCUUAUAUCUUUUUUGUUGGAACAUAUAUGUGAAGAGAUGGAGGUACUGUCAAAAUCUGAAGGAACCUGUGCCUUCAUUAACUGAAACAACUGAAUAGACAGACAGAUCUUUUUGUUAGUCAUCAGUAGUACCAACAAAUGUACUUGUAGCUUAGGAAAAAAAAAAAAAAAGAGAAAAUAGCUUUCUUCACAAACUAGAUUAUAAAGACUGUUUUUUCAAAUCUAGUGAACAGCAAUAUAGGCUACUAAAGCUGGAAGUGACCUCUUCCUCGAAUAGCUGGAGCUUUAAAGCUUAUCAGACUCAUUUUGCAUCAAAAAAACUUAUUUACUUCAACUGAAUUUAAUCCUGAUUUAUUUUGGGUAAGUAAGGACAGAGGAUAAAGCUAUGAUUCUUUUCUGUUCUUGCAUUUCAAGCUUAUGCUGCUAGACUAGGAGGAUUCUCCAUGUCUUGUAGUUUUUUGAGUACAGUACUGGUCUCAAACCACCUGGAGUGUUCAUCUGUAGUUCUGGUGAAUGAGAAUUUCUCUAAGCACGUUUUGUAGUAUAUGCUCAGUCUUUCAAAGUAGGUAACUCAGAGAGUAGCAGCUCCUCAUCUUUACAGGAGCUCGUACACAUUAGGAGUCUUCCUUUGAAGAGUCUACAGACUUCAGAUCUGUCAUCUAUGAAAUUCACGAAGAAAUUGUAUAUAAUUUUUCAGUACUUACAAAGUCACACCUUUCGUAAUGCAAUCAUUUGUACUUUCUGUAUUUUCUGCCAGACAUUAAGAUACAUAAUGAUAUGUAAAUGUAAAAAAAGAAAAAAGGGAAGAAAAAAAUCUAGGUUAAUGAUGCAAGAGAUCUCUUACAUCAUUUGAAAGCAGAUCAAUAGCACUUAAAUUAGGUGCAUUUUUUAUAAGAAAUUAUUUUAAAAGCAGUUACAUCUGAGUGAAACAAAUGUAUUGAUGUUUAAUCUGUUUAACUUUGAAAUUCCACUUUACUCCAAAAGAGUUCCUGUCAGAAAUUAUACCUAUCAGCAUAAUUAGGGACCAGUAAUACCUACUGAAGUUUCAAAGUAGCUUUAGCAAAGUCAUCGAAAACUAGGGUUUUGUCUUAAACCAGGUGAUCUUCAUUACACUUUGAAAUGCAAGCUGUAUGUAAAGUCACAUUUGUUGAAAAACAGAGAAACAUUUAAGUAACUGUGAGAUGAAAAGUGUUCUUUAAGCGAUUCUCAUUUUGAUGUUGUAAGUAUGAUUCAAGAAGCUACUAGCUUGGAGUCAGAUGGUGACACAGAAAUGACGCGUACCUAAUUUCAAACUGACUAAUAACUGCAAACAGGUCAGAUUUAGCUGGAAGCCACAUUCCUGGCCCCAAGUUCACCAGAAAAGAGGGGGGGGAGGGAGAGGGGAAGCUUUCUGGAAGUAGUUGUGUGCUGUUUAUAUUUCUCAAAAUGCUUAAACAUAUCUUACUGCAGUAGAAGGCUAAGUCAUAUCAGCUGAUACAUUUCUACUGUAAGUUUGGAGGAAAAUGUGUGAGAUAUGCUCCUGCAGGAAAAUGUUUCAGUUUUCUCAAACGUAAGUUCAGUGGUUUUGAGUUUUUGAUAGUCUUCUUUGCUCCAUUUGUUUUAGUAGUAUUCUGAAAAGAUUCUGUUGGUAGGGCUUACAGGCUACAAAUGCAUAGUGAGGUUCUGAUAUUCUCUUGGACUAUUGCAAAAAGGCAAAUAAAACCACUCAAACUCACAAGUACAGCCAUUUCUCAGAUCAUACAUGUUGUAAGGCUGGAGAUGGAUGUAAAGCUACAAAAAGAAUCAUUUAUCAGGUUUAUGGUAGGCUGUGGUAGGUGUGAUGACUGGUUUCAUGGCGAUUGUGUUGGACUGAGUCUUUCUCAAGCGCAGCAGAUGGGCGAAGAAGAUAAAGAAUAUGUGUGUGUGAAGUGCUGUGCUGAAGAAGAUAAAAAGGCAGAGUGUUUGGAUCAAAGUGUUCUGGAUACUCAAAUGAAAGUUGACAGUCACAAAGAAGAAAAAACAAUUGAUUAUGAAAAACCGGGGAUGUCAAAGCAAGGACCUACUUGUAAUCUGAACGUAGCAACUGAAAAAGGAAAGCAGACGGAGGACAUAGGGAAACACAAAGUCAGAAUUUUCAAACGGGAGUCUGGUGAUGGGAAGAACUUGUCAGAAUCCAGAGACUCAGAUACUAAAAAAGGCCAACAUGUUCCUACUCGUAAAGCAUCGCAAACUGCUGUAAUUCCUCGGCGGUCCUCUGAAGAAAAAGGAGAAAAAAUUAGUAAAGAGUCACUUAAUGUGGUUGAAAAGUCCACAAAAUCAGGUGUUCAUGAGAAACAAGAAAUUAGGAAAAAGAAAAUUGAGAAAGGACCAAUCAGUGCGCAUUUACCAACCGUGCCAGCUUCCAAACCUUCUGCUGAUCAGAUAAGACAUAGCGUUAAGCAAUCUCUUAAGGAAAUUCUGAUGAAAAGGUUGACAGACUCCAGUUUAAAGAUUCCUGAGGAGAGAGCAGCAAAAGUUGCCACAAGGAUUGAAAGAGAACUGUUUUCUUUUUUUCGAGACACUGACUCAAAAUAUAAGAACAAAUAUAGAAGUUUAAUGUUCAAUCUAAAAGAUCCUAAAAAUAAUAUAUUGUUCAAAAAAGUACUGAAAGGAGAGGUUACUCCAGACCAUCUAAUAAAAAUGAGCCCAGAAGAACUGGCCUCCAAAGAACUGGCUGCUUGGAGACAAAGAGAAAACAGACACACAAUUGAAAUGAUUGAGAAAGAACAGAGGGAAGUUGAAAGAAGACCUAUCACAAAAAUUACUCACAAAGGUGAAAUUGAAAUUGAAAGCGAAACACCAAUGAAAGAACAAGAAGUCAUGGAAAUUCAGGAACCUAAUAUGAUGAAGUUGCAUGAGAAGUCAGAGGAAGCUGAGAAAGAUAAAGAAGGAAAUGAAUCUGCAUCUCCAGACACCACAAGUCAACACAAAAAUCAUCUCUUUGAUCUUAACUGCAAAAUCUGCAUAGGUCGAAUGGCACCACCUACUGAUGAUGAUCUUUCUGCAAAAAAAGUGAAAGUGUCUGUUGGAGUUGCACGGAAGCAAUCAGACAAUGAAGCAGAGAGCAUUGCAGAUGCGCUUUCUUCAACAUCCUGUAUUUUAGCUUCAGAAUUACUGGAAGAUGAUAAGCAAGACUCAUCAAAAUCGCCAUUCCCGACUCUUCCAAAAUCGGAAACACCUGGUACUGUAGAAUGUGAAAGUCUGUUUCUGGCGCGCCUGAAUUUCAUCUGGAAGGGUUUCAUCAACAUGCCUUCGGUGGCAAAGUUCGUUAUCAAGGCUUAUCCAGUUUCUGGCUCUUUUGAGUAUUUAACAGAGGAUUUACCUGAUAGUAUUCAGGUAGGUGGCAGGAUAUCCCCUCACACUGUCUGGGAGUAUGUAGAAAAAAUCAAAGCCUCAGGGACCAAGGAAAUCUGCGUAGUUCGCUUUACACCUGUAACCGAAGAGGAUCAGAUAUCCUAUGCUUUGUUAUUUGCCUAUUUCAGCAGUAGAAAACGUUAUGGUGUAGCUGCCAAUAACAUGAAGCAAGUCAAAGAUUUGUAUCUCAUCCCAUUAGGUUCCUCAGAUAAAGUCCCACAUCAUCUUGUGCCUUUUGAUGGGCCUGGGAUUGAAAUUCAUCGACCAAAUUUAUUACUGGGAUUGAUAAUUCGCCAGAAAAUGAAGAGACAGAUUUCUGCUGUUACAAGUGUUACUAGUAGUUUUGCGGAUGAAGUUUCUGAAAGUACCUUGAGUAGUAUGCCACCAGAAAAGAAAAGCAAGCCAAGCAAACCUGAAGUCUCUCAUAAUGAAUUGGCACUAGAAGAAGAAGAGGAAAAUGAUUUUUUUAAUUCUUUCACAACUGUGCUGCACAAGCAGAGAAAUAAACCUCAGCCGUCUAAUAUAGAAGAUGUUCCAGCAGUUAUUGAACCGUUGGUGGAAAGUAACAAACAUGAACCACCAAAGCCUCUCAGAUUUCUUCCUGGUGUUCUAGUUGGGUGGGAGAAUCAGCCUUCUACUUUAGAGCUAGCAAAUAAACCACUGCCAGUGGAUGAUAUUCUUCAAAGCCUUUUGGGUACGACAGGGCAGGUAUGUGAACAAAGUAAGCCAGAAGCAAGUCCUGGUGAAGAUAUACCUUUAUUAAAUGAACAAGCAACCUUAAAAGAAGAAAAGAUGGAUGUUGAUGAAGUAACUGCUGAAGUUAGUGAAACAAAGGCUAGUUCAGAUGAUACACAAGAGUCUGCUAAUGCUACUGUUGGACCUGCGGAUGCAGCAGUUACAGGGUCCUCGAGUUCUACAAGAAAUACUGGAACUUCGACAGGACUUGAUCUUAAGGGAAAACCCCCUGAUGUCUCCACCGAAGCAUUUCUAGCAAAUUUAUCUGCUCAGUCACAGAAUAAAGAAACUGAAGAAAGUAAAGAAGAUGAUUCAAAGCGGCAGACACCUGACAAGGAUAAUGUCACACAGGAAGUUAGAAGGACCACAAAUUCCAGCUUUUCUUCUUCAUCAAAUGCAGGGAAAAACACUGAGAACAACACUAAUGUAAGUUCUGCUGAAGGUACUACUGCUAAUACCUCUAAAUCACCACCAUUUAUUAAUCUUAAAAGAGACCCUCGACAGGCAGCUGGGCGAAAUCAGCAGACUAAUGCUUCAGAAAACAAGGAGGGGGAUGUUAGUAAAAAUGAAGACCAACAGGUUGCUUCAGGAAAUGAUCAAAUGGAACCAGAGAAUAAACAGUCUUCUGCUGAUACAGGCUUAAACCUGUAUCCAAGUGAUGCACAAACAAAUGAGAUGCAGUAUAAUUCAACCACAACAAAAGCAGAUAAUGCAUGUGCAUCGCAAGCAGAAGAUACCAAACAGUCACAAGAAGAUGCAAUGCAAAACAUUGAGGCUCUGAACUCGUUUAGAAUAGGACCAGCAGCAACUUCAUCUCAUUUUGAAACAGAAAAUUCUUCUUGUUCUGAAUUUAUGUCCAAAGUUCCAAGCCCUGUAACAAGUGGCAGCUUCACAUCUGUUAGACCUCCACAACAGAAUUUCCAGCAUCCUAAAUCUAAUCCACCUGGAUUUCAGUUUCAAGCUCCUGCACCUCCUAACUUCCCUCCACAAAACAGCCCUAUGUUUGGAUUCCCUCCUCAUUUGCCACCUCAACUUCUUCCUCCUCCAGGCUUUGGCUUUCCUCAGAAUCCAGUGAUGCCGUGGCCACCUGUAGGUCAUUUAUCUGGUCAGCCACCACCCUAUGCUGGACCCAUUGCACAAGGGCUACCAGUGGCUCACAAACAGUCAAGAUUUGGGGGGCCAGAAAAUUUUUUUCAGAGUAAAGACAGUAGGAGACCAGAAAGGCGUCAUAGUGAUCCUUGGGGCAGACAGGAGCAGCAUUUGGAGAGAGGGUUCAGUAGAGGAAAAAACGACCAACAAAGACAAAGAUUUUAUAGUGACUCUCACCACCAAAAGAAAGAAAGACAUGAAAAAGAGUGGAACAAUGAAAAAUACUGGGAACAAGAUUCUGAAAGAAAUAGACGCAGAGACAGAAACCAGGAAAAGGAGAGAGAGAGGAAGAGUAGAGAGGAAGGACAUAGAGACAAAGAAAGAUUGCGACUUCCUCACAGUGAUAGGGGUGCUGAUGGAAAAAGCCCCAGAGAGACUAGAAACCCAGAAAAAAAGACAGAGAAGCCCAAACCUGAAGAGCAGGCUCAAGAAAAAGAUAAGGAGAGGGACAAAAGUAAAGAGAAACAUAGAGAGCGAGAAAGUGAAAAGAGCAGAGACAGACACAGGGACCACAGUGACAGAUCUAAAAGCAAAAGGUAAAAAGAUGCAGGCAGUCUUUUUAAAGUCCUAUUUAAGUAAACUAUUAGAGUUACAUCGUAAAACUUUCUAUUAAAAAAAAAAACAAACCAACAGCCUGCUAGGAUUGUGCCAUCUUUUUUAUUCAGUCUUGGUGUUUUGCAGAAACAAGUCUGUGUUUUGGUACUACUCGAUGUACCAAUACUCAUCCUUUUUUUCAUUAUACCAACUGUCGCUAGAAGUAGGAUUUAAUAUUUUUAAAAAUUUUACAUUGCUGUAUAUUCAAAAUUUUAAAGAUUUCUUUUAUUAAUAUGCAAUAAAGGCUUAGAAAUUUUCUUAGCUGAUAAAGCUGGCUUUAGUCAUGUCUGCAAUAUAGUUGCUGCCUUUGGUAAUUUGUGCUCUCUCCUGUUUUAAGAUGCUUGGAUAAUUUUAAAGAUUACUUUAAUACAAUAACCUUCUUUGUAAAUUGCACUGUUUUUAAGGACUCCAGCAAAACCUCAGAAUCCAUACAUGCUACAACAAAACAUAACAUGCUUGAUGGUGUGAAGAGUUUUUUAAAUUAUUCAGUAGUACAAUAAAGUAAUUCAAGUGUAUUUCAUUGGUUUUUCAAGUAUUUCCUAAGCAUCUAAAGCAGUCUGUGACCAGAAAUUGGAAGGCUGAGCUGCUCGAAUGUUAUUGCUUUAAACUGCACUUGUUUAAAUAAGAAAGCAUUUUUAACCUAAGUUCUUGAAAAUAUGUUUUGUAGUAGUUGAUUCAUUUUUCCGACCAUUUUCCAUGCUUCAAAAAACUUGAAUACCUGAGCUUGUACAUUACUUUGUGUUUUGCUAUCCUUUUUACUGUAAAAUGUAAAUAUUUUAAGGGAUAUUUUGAUUCUAAAAUGAUAAAACUUUCUCACAUACUGUGUGUGUUUGAUUUCAUAGGUGUGAAACUGUAGGUUGAAAGAAUCUAGCAGGCUAAGUUGCAGAAUGCAGAAAUGUAGAGAUGUAUUUCACAUUUCAUGGCUACGCUGUUCUGAGUUCUGGGGGAGCAAAGAGAGGGGAAGAAAGUAGAGGAAUGUUUGUCCCACUGGGACUUGCAGUAAAUUGAUUCCUAAUAAUGACAGCCAUCCACAGCAAAACAGAAAGCCAAAAAAGAAAACCUGAAGACAAGCUGAAAUCUCCUGCCCUUACCUUUCUCAGAAUACACCUGACAUUUUGCUGAGUCUGUUAGAAACAAACAUUCCACUAUGUAAACCAAAAAUGAGGUUUAUUGUUCUAUUUUUCAGUAUUCUGUUUUUUUUUUACUUUGAGUACAUUACCUUCUGUAUGGACAUAGCAUUUUGCACUUUGCUGUAGAAAAGCCUCUUCUUUCUGAGAAGAUCUUUAAAGUUUAACAACACACUAAUAAUAUUUGCUAAUUUUAAUGUAUUUUAAGGUAAAAUUUCCUUUCAAUAUCCUACAAGUAAGUAGCUUCACAGUCAAAUUGACUAAAAUAAAAACCUUGCACCAAAUGAAGAGGUGGCAGACUUUUAUUCAGUAAUGUUUUUCAGCCUCAUAGUUGAGAUUCUUAAACAAGAAAUCCUCUUGUGAACUAAGCAGUAGUUAACCUGUCAAGUUUUGUAUUGUGAUAAAAUGAUACUAGUUUUUCCAAAUCAAUUAAUUCCAUGAUUUAUAUAGUAGUUAGGCAUAUUAAUGUGCGUGGGUUGUGUAAAUAUUUACACCAGGGUUUUUAAUAUAUAAAAAAGUACUGAAACCCUUGUUUGGUUUUGGAAUCAGUUUUAAAUCACUAGCUCUGUUUGUCAAGAUUUCCUUCUGACCUGCCCAAAAGAGCUCUGAAAAUAAACUGUUAUCACUGAAAAUUGCCCCUAUUAGCUGAGAUGGGAAUGUUUUCUGUCACAGUUACCAGAAACAUUUUGUUUGGAAAGAAUACAUAAACGUUUUCCAGAUUUAGCUAGUGCUUUACUAUCUGCCUCUUGGAGAGCCAAAGAAGAACAUCUCUACUGGGAGAGUUUUAUUAAGAUUUUAAAUUAACAGACAGAAACAUCUGACAGAAUUUGGUCCUAGAAUCUGAGCUAUGUAAUGGGAAUAAAUCCCACUGCUGCAGGAGUAAGGGGUUGCUGCCUUCCCCACAUCUUCAGUCACUCUCUUCUAAUGUUGGUAUUUGUCAGGAGUGCUCUAGUUGUUGCUUGCUGCAUGCUGAAUUGCUGCUCGGACCACAGACAGCAGUGUGUGUUGAUGGGGAACUGGCAGUACACCAGGAACCCCAGAGUGAAUGGAAUAAAUCUGAAGACGCUCCCUUCCCCAGCAUCACAUGGCCAUAAAAGGUCCUUCUAAGAGAAAUGAAGACACGAAUCUGGAGCCAGCUCUAAUGCCAAGCAGGCUUUGAGAGCUGUUGUUAACUUGUUGGAUAGAGGGGAGAAAGCACUGCUAUAUCAGGCUGAUUGCUCAAAGGUUCAGAGCAGCGUAAAAGGAUAGGAAGAACCUCAACUGAGAUGUUUGCAAAUUCCUAUUAAAACAUCUUGUGGCAGCUCCAUUGCCUUGCCCCUCAGCUCAUCUCUGAGUCAUCCUUGACUGUUGGCAACAAGUUCCUUGCCAUCUGGUUAUGUAGAAAGUGAUGUGUGUCACCUGGUUUGCUGUGCUUGUUGUCUCUGUUCCUAACCUGCUUCACAGGAGGGAGAAAACAAAUCAGAAAUAGUUGCUUGUUCCUGAUCAGUACCCACUGUGGACUUCACUUCCGUGUAAGAAAGUGAUGGUUGAUCAUGUGCUUUUGAGCAAUAGUAAAGUUAAAAAAAAAAAAAUAGCAAUCCAGUACUAUUAUUUCUAUAUAUUUUAUUUAUACAGCAAUUCAGCAGUCAAAUGAGAAAUAUAAAUGUCAUCACAAAUUUUAUGUUUAAGCAGAUUAAGAUAUAACUUUAUUUGUUUUUAUUGGUGACUGAAGUGCAGAAUAUAACAGCUUUUUCAGAAGGAAUAAAGCUUUUGCAUUUUAUUUAUUGAAGAACUCUAUUUACUUUUGAGAUUAAAAAUUCAUGAAAAAUGUAGUCACGGAAAUUCAAUUUACAGUGGUUAAGAAUUUGUCUAGUAAAAUUUUAAAAUCUCAUUUAGAGGGAUAAAAGCCAGAAGUGUAUAGCUAAAGCAGAGCAGUUGCUUGACAAAAAAGCUGUUAGUAAGAGAAGUUACUUGUAGGCAGACUGCCAACUGUCCCACAUUCCAGCUGAGACAUUAUUCUGUGGUCAAACGUGGGAGACCCCUGGCGGAGAGAAACAGUAGACUAUUUUUAUGCCUCAGUGUACAUGAGCUUGUUCUUGUGCUCAGUAAUUAAAAUACCUUUUUUUUGCCUCUAAAAGAGAAUGGUUUUAAACAUAAUAUUUUAGCCUGAAAACAGUAUCAAGUUUUGCUUUUUUACAUAAAUGUUUAUGCAAUGGAUAGCAACUCAGAAGGUAGGAAGAGCAACUUCAUUACCUGGAAUAGAGUCUUUGUGGACUUACUAAGUAAAUACAAAUGUUAUUUUUAUAAAAUGCAGUUUAACCCCAGGUAUACGUUUUUUCCACCUACAAAUGGUAGAUGUUAAUCAUAAAACUGCAACAUUUGAAAAGAGAGGCUGUGCAUACUAAUAAAAUGUAGCUUUUUCUCCAAAACUAAGUUGUCCUUGCCUACAAACAGUACUAGAUUGACAACCACCAUCAUCCAUCUACAAAAUGAUCUC
Molecule: messenger RNA, 11195 nt
Organism: Phasianus colchicus (ring-necked pheasant)
Lineage: Eukaryota; Metazoa; Chordata; Aves; Galliformes; Phasianidae
Gene: PHF3
Product: PHD finger protein 3
Biological process (GO): DNA-templated transcription
Cellular component (GO): nucleus
Source: RefSeq, a predicted model, not a curated record